GCCUCGUUCACUCGUCGUCCGGCGCGCGUCCAAUAAACCAUCAGGAGUGAGUUUUUCUCUCCUUAUCUUUCCUUCCCGUUCGUUAACCCGUUUCUGUCUCUCUCGCCAACAAGCGAGUAUCCAUACCCGUCAAAGAAAAGAACAAAGAUGUCUGGAUUAGCGGACCCAGUGGCAUUCGCCAAGGAUUUCAUAGCUGGUGGCGUGGCCGCUGCUAUCUCAAAAACAGCAGUAGCACCUAUCGAACGUGUGAAACUUCUAUUGCAGGUACAGCACAUCUCUAAGCAAAUCGCCGAAGAUCAACGUUACAAGGGUAUGAUCGAUUGUUUCGUUCGUAUCCCUAAAGAACAAGGAUUCUUAAGUUACUGGCGUGGUAAUUUUGCAAAUGUCAUCCGAUACUUCCCUACUCAAGCUUUGAACUUUGCAUUCAAAGACAAAUACAAGCAAGUUUUUCUUGGGGGUGUUGAUAAGAAUACCCAAUUCUUCCGUUAUUUCCUUGGUAAUCUUGCAUCUGGUGGUGCUGCUGGUGCCACGUCUCUCUGCUUUGUGUAUCCACUUGAUUUUGCCAGAACUAGGUUGGCAGCUGAUGUUGGCAAAGCUGGUGGAAAUCGUGAAUUCACUGGACUUGGAAAUUGCUUGACUAAGAUCUUCAAAAGUGACGGACUUACCGGUCUUUAUCGUGGUUUCGGAGUAUCCGUCCAGGGUAUCAUUAUUUAUCGAGCGUCUUACUUCGGUUUCUAUGACACUGCCCGUGGCAUGCUGCCGGAUCCUAAAAAGACACCAUUCCUUAUUUCAUGGGGUAUUGCCCAAGUUGUAACAACCGUAGCUGGUAUUAUAUCUUAUCCCUUUGACACGGUACGUAGACGUAUGAUGAUGCAGUCUGGACGUGCCAAGACUGAUAUCUUGUACAAGAACACUUUACAUUGCUGGGCUACUAUCUACAAGACAGAAGGUGGUAGGGCAUUCUUCAAAGGUGCAUUCUCUAACGUUCUUCGUGGUACUGGUGGUGCCCUCGUACUUGUAUUGUACGACGAAAUUAAGAACCUUCUUUAAGAAUACUGCAAUGAUAUCCUCACCUCAUUAACUUCACAAUCGCGAUCACAACCACCUUCAUCGUUAUCCUUGUCAUUCAAUUUAGUAACAAUUUCCAAAUCGAGAGACAGAUUACCCAUAUAACUGUCGAUAACUAUUAACAAUUAAUUCAAGCAAAGGAUAAUCGACAGCGAUUAAUGCAUGGAAAACUCGCCAGAAUAUAAUAAUAAUAAUAAUAAUAAUAAUAUUGUUUUCGUGAGUUAGAUGAGAAAAUAUUCUUAAUUUAUUGUCGAAUUCAGUAUUUUGUUGCAGUGACUCAACGUUAUAUAUAAUUACAACUUAUUAUCAUAUGUCACUUCCAUUAUAGAACAAACAAAAAAAUAAAAUAUAUGUACGUAUUUGCGAAAAGGAAAAAAAAGUAUAACAGUUUUAGAAAAACUUGUUUGACGUGUAAUAUUAUAAUAAAAAAAAAAAAACUAAAAAAAAAAAGCAUUAUACGUGCAUAUGUGAGAAAAGCUAUAAUUAAAAUAUUGGAAAGGUAAUCGGUCUACUUGACUUUAACAUUGAAGGUUGUUCAUAGUAAAAGCAAAAUAAACAGGGAUGUACAAUUGAUCGAGAGAGGGACGCGCGACGAAAAAUAAAAAAAAAAAACAUUUAAUAAACGGCGAUGGCGGGGCGCGUAGACCUGGGCCGCCCCCCGCCCUUAAUCUCGGCCCAUUGUAGAUAAUUAAUUAUUCGUAAUUAAUAAAAUAUCAUUUUAUGGUAUCAGUGAAAGUCCAUCGAAGUUUCAUGGACAUUUUAUUUAAUUUCACACUCCAGUCGACUAUGUGUAAGAUAAUGAGACGCGUUAUUCAGAAUGAAUGUAAUCUGUUUAUGUUAAGAUGCAUUCAAGGAAAGCAGCAAAUCAAUAAAAAUGAUACAAAAUUUAA
Polistes dominula (European paper wasp) is the source of this 1958-nucleotide messenger RNA. It is a transcript of the gene Ant, whose product is annotated as ADP/ATP translocase. Lineage: Eukaryota; Metazoa; Arthropoda; Insecta; Hymenoptera; Vespidae. Gene Ontology annotation, molecular function: ATP:ADP antiporter activity. Gene Ontology annotation, cellular component: mitochondrial inner membrane. The record is from RefSeq and is a predicted model, not a curated record. Gene Ontology annotation, biological process: negative regulation of mitochondrial outer membrane permeabilization involved in apoptotic signaling pathway; mitochondrial ADP transmembrane transport; mitochondrial ATP transmembrane transport.